Messenger RNA from Dovyalis caffra, 429 nucleotides. Lineage: Eukaryota; Viridiplantae; Streptophyta; Magnoliopsida; Malpighiales; Salicaceae. The record is from the annotation of a GenBank genome assembly.
AUGAUCCGGUUUAUACUCCUGCAAAACAGACAAGGCAAGACUCGUCUAGCCAAAUACUAUGUUCCUCUUGAGGAUUCCGAGAAGCACAAAGUCGAAUACGAGGUUCAUCGAUUGGUUGUUAAUAGAGAUCCCAAAUACACGAAUUUUGUUGAGUUCCGCACGCACAAAGUAAUAUACAGGCGGUAUGCUGGCUUGUUUUUCUCAUUGUGUGUUGACAUAACGGAUAACGAAUUGGCGUAUUUGGAGUGCAUUCAUUUAUUUGUGGAGAUUUUGGAUCAUUUCUUCAGCAAUGUGUGCGAGCUAGAUUUGGUUUUUAACUUUCACAAGGUUUAUCUGAUACUUGAUGAAUUCAUUCUUGCUGGGGAGCUCCAAGAAACAAGCAAGAAGGCAAUCAUAGAGAGAAUGGGAGAACUGGAGAAGCUGGAGUGA